UGCGACUAGAAUUAGUCGGUAAAUAGUUUUGGACCCAUCAACAUGUCCGGUGGACUGCAAGUCGUCGACGGUUUCUGAUACUUUGCUGUCGUGUAGUGCAAGCACUGGUGUCGUCGCUGUGAAUGUCAUUAAAGAAAAUUUCAAAUUCAUUCAUAGAUUUUCCUCCCUCGGUUUACAUAAGAGCCAUAUAUCGUCGGGAAAUACCGAGAAACGUUGAAAAAAUUACAUUUUCCUUUCGAAAGGCAUGUGAUACGCGGAUAUUUCCUGUGAUAACACAAAAUAAUUAACAACAACAAAUAGUUUUAUAUGGUUGUCGCCUUAUCUACCACCCAUUUCGUAGCAGAUUUAUGAGUUCAUGGACAAAUCGAAAAGAAAUCCCUAUGCUUCAGUUUAUCAAGCCACCACCGUGCCGAUCAAGGUCAAAGACAAGAAACCGAAGAGGCGCGACAAAAGUGAUUUGGGUGAGGAUUUUAUAGCGCCCGACGGCGGUUGGGCAUGGCUGGUAUGCAUUGCGGCUGGAGUAUCGAAUCUUUCAAUUUAUCCCUGCGUACAACAAUUUGGUUUCAUUUUUAGAGAGCGUUUAGUGGGCUUGGGUCUCAGCAGCUCGGAAAUAACCACCAUAAUCAACACAAAUCCAGCAGUGUCGGCAUGUACGGGCCUUUUAAAUGGACCCAUGUUCAGACGCUUCACCUUUCGCCAGGUGGCCAUGGCCGGCUCCCUGCUGAUAUUUUUGGGCAUCAUCUUAACGGCUUUCUGUGAGACUUUUCUCGGUUACAUGAUCGCAUAUGCCUUACUUUUUGGUUUUGGCAUGGGUAUCAGCGUGUCCGCCUCCUCACUGGCCAUCAACACAUAUUUCAAGAACAAACGCAGAAAAGCAGCCGGAUUCUCGUGGACAAUUACGGGAGUGGGUCCAAUUGUUCUGCCGCACUUGGUCACCUUUUUGCUGUCCGUGUACGGUGUACAGGGAACGGUUUUCAUAUUUGCCGCCCUUUCGUUGCAUACCUUCAUGUGUGCCCUCAUAUAUCAACCGGUUCGAUAUCAUGCGCCAACGAGUAGUUCCAGCGACGCACAACCGGCAUCUGUGCUGGAGGACAAUACCCAACACAUGUGCAAGUACUGUGAGAUGCAGUUGAAAAAGCAAAAAGGCAUAUUUUCGUCCCAAUACCUCUAUCAGGAUGAUGACGAGGACAAGCCGGGCUUCGAAAUCAUUGAACCCGGCACACCCAUGUUGUCGCGAGCCAACGACGGAUGGUAUGGCUCCAGAUUGUCUCUGGCUUCCGGCAAACAUCGUUUGCGCACAAUUUCCAGCUCCAAGGACAUAGAGUCAGUCAAUCGUUUCGGUCGCAUGAUUAGCCAAGAGGAAGAACUCAAACAGAAAUCAGUUCUGAAACCCAACAAUUUCAAAAGGGAGAGAGAUAUUGCCCUGAACCAGGGCAUACAACACUCCAAAUACGGAGGGGCUACCUUGAAAUGUACCUGUGCCGAGGAGAGAGCUUUACUGGAACUAAAUAAAAUCCACGCAUUCGAUGACAUCUCAACGAAGGAGGAUCGCAAGGACCUUGACCAGGACAAGAAUUCCGAAGAUUCGGAAUUAAGUGCCUCCGAGAUGAGCUUUCUACAAAAGGUCGUUGCCUUCUUCGAUUUGGGUCUGCUACGUGAUUUCACAUUUGUGAAUUUGGUGGUGGGUUUGACCAUCAUUAAUUUUGGCGAGCUUAACUUCUCAAUAUUGACACCCUUCAUACUGAAUGAUUUCGGUCUGGAGAUUUCCCAAAUUACUCUCUCGACCUCAGUGCUGGGCGGCAUGGAUCUGGCCACACGAUUUGUGAUGCCCUUCCUAACCGAGAAGGUGGCAUGGGACAAUCGUGUAUUCUUCCUCAUUGGAGUGGUUGGCAUAGCUUUGGGUCGCACCGUUAUAGCCUGUACCCGCUCAUUCCCCGUCAUAAUCAGCACCUUUGCCGUAACGGGGAUCUUCAAGGGUGUACGCACAAUUUUCUGGCCUCUAAUUAUACCCAGCUGUGUUCCAUUGAAGCGACUGCCAGCAGCAUCCGGUCUACAGCUUUUAAUAUCCGGUCUAUUCACCUUGGCUGCUGGUCCAUUUGUUGGUCUCAUUCGUGAUCGUUUCAACUAUGCCAUUGCCUUGCAUUGUCUCAACAUGAUGACGUUCAUUGCAGCCAUUUCAUGGACGGCCGAAGCAUUGAUCCGUCGUUAUCUACAAAAGCCAAGUACACUGAAUUGUGAUUGAAUAUACCUACUUAUGUAAUAUAAUUAUAUAUUUAAGACUUUUGAACUUUGUACAUUUUCAAGAUGUAAAUAUGAAAUAAAUGAAAGAUUUUUUAAU
Molecule: messenger RNA, 2338 nt
Organism: Musca domestica (house fly)
Lineage: Eukaryota; Metazoa; Arthropoda; Insecta; Diptera; Muscidae
Exons: 6
Coding region: 356-2242 (628 amino acids)
Biological process (GO): transmembrane transport; monocarboxylic acid transport
Molecular function (GO): monocarboxylic acid transmembrane transporter activity
Source: RefSeq, a predicted model, not a curated record